Phoenix dactylifera (date palm) is the source of this 2432-nucleotide messenger RNA. The record is from RefSeq and is a predicted model, not a curated record. Lineage: Eukaryota; Viridiplantae; Streptophyta; Magnoliopsida; Arecales; Arecaceae.
AUAUAAAAUUCGAUUAGGGCCGUCGAUAGGAGUGUUUUGCUGCUCGAAAAUUGUUCGAGCUACGGCUAGUGGAGUCGAGCUUUGAUCCAAGCCGAGCUUGGGCAGCUCCAUCGUCUCAUUUGCAUCCCUAGUCUGCAAUAAAGGCAGUCUCUCUCCCAUCGUCUUCUUCUUCACGAGUUGAAGCCAUGGCUCUCAUCAGACGCCCUUUCCUCCCCUCUUACCGUCCUCUCUCCACCAUCACCUCUUUCCCAUCUCCACUCCUCCAUCGACCCUACGACGAAUCCUUAGAAGAAGAAGAAGAAAAGGAGUUGGAAGCAGAAAGUAUAACCAAUCGCUCCUACUGGACGAAGCGCAUCCACUUCCUCUGCUCCACGGCCGGCGACCCCGACGCAGCCCUCCGCCUUCUCCAUCGCCUCCGCCUCCGAGGCUUCGUCCCUGACUCCCUCAACCUUUCCAGUGUAAUCCACUCCCUCUGCGACGUCGGCCGCUCCGACGAGGCCCACCGUCGCCUCCUCCUCUCCACCGCCGCCGGCUGGCUUCCCGAUGACCGCACCGCCAACGUCCUCCUUGCCCGCCUUCUCGACGCCGCCACCCCUUCCCUCACCCUCGCCGUCCUCCGCCGCCUCGCCGACGCCAAACCCGCCUUCGCCCCUUCCCUCACCAACUACAACCGCCUCGCCGACCACCUCUGCUCCCAAGGUCAACCCUUCGAGGCCCUCGGUCUCUUAUCCGACAUGAAGACCCGUGGCCGCCUCCCGGACGCCAUCACCUACACAACCCUCAUCAAUGGCUUCUGCCGGGCCGGGGAACUGCACGAGGCCCGCCGCCUGUUCGACAAAAUGCUUAAAGGUGGCAUCUUGCCUAAUUCUCUCACCUACAGCGUCCUAAUUAAAGGAGUCUUAAGGAAGCGGAGGCUCGACGAGGCGAGGGAAUUGAUGAUGGAGCUUUGGCCGAAGAUGGAAGAGGAGAAGGACCCAUCGGUUAACAGUGCGGCAUUUGCCAAUUUGAUUGACUCCCUGUGCCGAGAAGGAUUCAUUCAUGAGGUCUUUAGAAUUGCAGAAGAGAUGCCGCAGGGGAAGAGCCUCCCAGAGGAGUUCGCCUAUGGGCAGAUGAUGGAUUCGCUCUGCAGGGCUGGAAGGCAUCAUGGGGCUUCCAGAAUUGUGUAUAUAAUGAGGAAAAGAGGCUUCUUUCCAAGCUUGGUUUCCUACAAUUGUAUUGUCCAUGGUUUAAGCAAGAAUCGAGGUUGUAUGAGGGCUUAUCAAUUAUUUAAGGAAGGGAUCGAGUUUGGAUACUCACCGUCGGAACCUACUUACAAGGUGCUUGUCGAGGCUCUUUGCAAAGAAAUGGAUCUCCACAAGGCCAAGGAUGUGGCCGAAUUCAUGUUACAAAAAGAUAGUGUUGAUAAGACGAGAAUCUACAAUAUAUUUCUGAGUGCUCUGCAUCUUGUGGACAAUCCAAGUGAGCAGCUUAAUGUCCUCAUCUCAAUGCUUCAGAAGCAAUGCCAGCCUGAUGCUAUUACUCUUAAUACUGUUAUCCAUGGCUUCUGCAAGAUUGGAAAAGUCGCUGAAGCUAAAAAGAUCAUGAGUGACAUGUUGAAUGGGAACUUCUUUGGUCCAGAUGUGGUGACCUUUACUACCAUUAUUCGUGGGUUGCUGGAUGUUGGCAAUUCAGAAGAAGCCCUUGAUAUGUUGCAAAGGACAAUGCCCAAAUGCCAUUGUUUUCCAAAUGUCGUGACUUACAAUGUGGUUCUAUGUGGCUUAGUUAAGCUUCAGAAGGUUGACAAAGCAAUGGAAAUUUUCAAUGAUAUGGUCAGCAAGGGCAUCGCUGCUGAUAGCACAACUUACACAGCAAUAAUUGAAGGCUUGUGUAACAUCGAUCGGCUCGAAGAGGCAAAGAGAUUUUGGGAUGAGAUAGUUUGGCCUUCAAAGAUCCAUGACAAUUAUGUUUAUGCUGCGAUCCUUAGAGGUCUUUGUCACAUGGGGAAACUGGAUCAGGCCUGUGAUUUUUUGUAUGAACUGGUGGAUUGUGGGGCUGCUCCAGGGAUUGUGAACUACAACAUCCUCGUCGACAGUGCUUGCAAACAGGUAAAGAAAGAGGCUUAUCAGAUCAUGGGUGAGAUGAGAAAGAAUGGGUUGAAGCCUGAUGCUGUAACUUGGAGGAUUUUAGAGAAGUUGCAUGAGAAACAAAGCAAGGAACCAACCUUUGAUAGCCAAAGUUUAGAAUGUAGAGGUCUCAAAGAGGAGACAGUGAUGACAGGAGAAUUUGAGGAUGAAACUAUUUUAAAAAUCAUAGAUGAAGAGAAGGAAUGCAUCAAUAGGUCGAGAAUCAUGGAGACCCAUUGGAGGGCCUUUGUAGAUCCAAGCCUUUCUGCUAAACUAGUUGAAGAGGAUAAGACAGUGAGGCCGAUAGAGUUGUCAAUAAAAUUGAUUUAA